Molecule: messenger RNA, 1826 nt
Organism: Erinaceus europaeus (western European hedgehog)
Lineage: Eukaryota; Metazoa; Chordata; Mammalia; Eulipotyphla; Erinaceidae
Gene: VMA22
Product: coiled-coil domain containing 115
Exons: 5
Coding region: 480-1028 (182 amino acids)
Biological process (GO): vacuolar proton-transporting V-type ATPase complex assembly
Cellular component (GO): extrinsic component of endoplasmic reticulum membrane
Source: RefSeq, a predicted model, not a curated record
GGGGGCGGGACAUCAAGCCGUCACUGGACCCCGCUUAGUCCGCGCGCCCGGCGGCCCGGCUUUGCAGGACUCCCGGCUUUAGGGUGAAGAGCCAGUGAAAUUAGUGGAGGCUGCAGACCUCUCAGGGACUGUCAAAGCACAGCGACGGACCGUAGAGCGACCCGCCGGUGCCUUCUGGAGGUUCCGUUCAAGUCGGCUCUCCCUUAAAAUGCCGCUCCUCCCGCCUCUCGCCUUCGCCGUCGUGAAGUCAGAAGUGACUCGGGGCCAGUGACGGCCCUCGCUAACUGUCGGGUGAGCCUGUCUUCCCCGGACGCCGCUCGCUCAGGAGAGCACUGGCCCUUUAACGCCGGCCCGGCCCGCCAGGUGCGCCCGCCCCUUUGGGCGUGUCCCGCGCGCCCAUUGGCCUACGUGUCGGCGCGCCCGGUGCUGAUUGGGCGGCGUGGCAGGAAGUCCGCGCCCGACCGCGGCGCGGAGCAGAGAUGGCGGCGGCGGCGCCCGAGCUGCGGGCGGAGAUGGACGCCGUGCUCCUGCGGCUGUUCGGGGACCUGGAGGAGCUGGAGGCCAAGCGGGGGACGCUGAACGCCCGAGUGGAGGAGGGCUGGCUGUCGCUGUCCAAGGCUCGCUACGCCAUGGGCGCCAAGGCGGUGGGGCGGCUGCAGUUCGCGUCCCGCAUGGAGCCGCUGCUGCGCGUCUCCACCUGCGAGGCCCCAGGCGAAGCCCGCAAGUUCUGGGCGGUGAAGGCCGGAGCCCAGGCCCCGGAGGACGUGGGGCCCCGCGACGCAGCUCUACGUAGGCGCAAGGGUCUCCCUCGGACCCCAGAGCCAGAGGCAGCCUCCACCCCCCAGGACCCUCUGAACUGGUUUGGCAUCCUGGUCCCUCACAGUCUGCGGCAGGCCCAGGCCAGCUUCCGAGACGGCCUGCAGCUGGCUGCGGACAUAGCCAGCCUCCAGGCCCGUGUGGACCGGGGUCGAAGCCAGCUCCGGGAGCUCCAGGAGAAACUCAGGCAGCUGGAGCCCGGGGCUGCCUAGCCUGGGACCACAGAGGCGGGGCAGUGCAGCUGCCUCCCUGCCUACAGAGCCCCCCACCCCACCCCACUGCACCCCUGCCCCCAGAGCUCCUCCAGUCUGCACCUCCCCGCCUCCCUCGGCAAGGUGCGGCCACUUGAAGUUCACUGAGUAAUGUUGAGCGUCACUGCUGGGAACCCGAUUUUAGGUUCUAUCGUAAGCCACCCACAGGGAGCCAGUGAAGUGCAGUCACACUGAGUGGGCAGCUAGAUCAGACCUCACGGACAGGUCCCUCCAGUCUCACUGCAGGAAGAAACACUUGCACAGCCAGGGGCAGGGAAGGGCAGAAGCAGGUGCCUCAGUCCCCCCCCCCUCCAGUGUGAUCUCCGGAGGAGAAAGCACACACUGACAUAGCAGGAUGGUGUAGCCCCUGGGUGGUAAAAGCACAGACAAGUGGCCUGCACUCUCCACGGGUGUGACUAGCUAAGACAGUCUUGGAAGCCAGUGUUGCCCAGACUGAACACAAACGGCAGAGUAAAUGUCGGUGCGUUGUAAUCAGAAAGUAGGAAAGAUGUGAGUGAGGUUUCCAUCCAGGGCUCUCUCGGGAGAGACGGGCCCCGCAGUUUCCUGAAGGGGCUCCAGGGCGCUCCCUCUCCGUGCCUCACUUCCCCGCUGGGCUGUUUCCAGUUGAACUUUCUGUCUCAGGGAGAUGAGUCCUUUGUUCAUGACGUGAGUUGUAAAUAAUCUCCUCCUCCCCCCAUCUGUCUUUUAACUCCUAAUGGUUUUGUAAAACUCAAUUGUAAAAUAAAAUCUCAAACUGCA